AUGUCUUCGGACCUCUCCGUCACCUCCUUCGCCCUGGGCGCGUUGACUGCCACCGGCGGCAUCAUUGGCUACGCCCGGACUCGCUCUGUCCCGUCUAUCGUCGCCGGAGUCAGCGUUGGUCUUCUCUACGGCCUCGGUGGCUACCGCAUCCAGAACGGCGAGCCCUACGGUGUCGAGCUCAGCCUCCUCGCAUCUGCCGUCCUCGGUGGCUCCGCCGUUCCCCGCGCUAUCCGUCUCCGCAAGCCCGUGCCGAUCUUGCUCAGCGUCUUGUCCCUCUUUGGCCUGUAUAGCUUUGGUAACGAGUUCCGUCGCACCUUGUAA
Messenger RNA from Colletotrichum graminicola M1.001, 321 nucleotides. Its product is annotated as transmembrane protein 14C. The record is from RefSeq and is a predicted model, not a curated record. The coding region runs from base 1 to 321 and encodes 106 amino acids. Gene Ontology annotation, cellular component: membrane. The transcript is spliced from 3 exons. NCBI's taxonomy places the organism in Eukaryota, Fungi, Ascomycota, Sordariomycetes, Glomerellales, Glomerellaceae.